AUGCCGGAAGAAACGCCCAAAUUGGCAAGCUAUAAGCGUAUCAUCCUGUGCUCAGACGGCACAUGGCUUGCGUCCGAUACGGGCGAAAAGUCCAACCCUUCGAACGUCGCCAAGUUGGCUCGAGCGGUUUCGAACAGUGGCCCUGAUGCUAAAGGUAAUAUCGUCAAGCAGAUCGUGUCAUACCAUUCCGGCCUUGGAAGCGGAGACCUUCCAUUUCAGAAAGCCAUCUACGGCGGCUUCGGCUGGGGUCUCGACAUCGAGGUAUCUCAAAUCUAUGAUUUCAUCUCGAAUAACUACGAGCCUGGCGAUGAGCUGUUCUUCUUUGGCUUCUCGCGUGGGGCUUUCACCGUGCGCUCGGUCGCCGGCCUGGUCUGCGACGUCGGCGUCCUUUCAGCUGUGCACAUGUCCCGCUUCACGGAGAUGUGGGAAGCCUACCGAGCGAAUACUAGCGGUGAGCCCUUUAGGAAUUCAGCGUGGUAUCUGAAUAAUAAGGAAGACCUGGGUCUCACGGAUGUCAGGGUCAAGGUGGUUGGCGUGUGGGACACCGUUGGAGCUCUGGGGAUCCCAGAAUGGCCCGUUGUGAGUUGGGCGACAAAAGCUGGCCUCCCAAUCAACAUGCGGUACGCAUUCCAUAAUACGAGGGUAUCAAAAAAUCUAGACUAUGCUUUUCAAGCCCUCGCUAUUGACGAGAAACGACUGACCUUCCCUCCUACCCUGUGGCACAAGACUGCUGACGGUCCUGCGAAAAAUCUGCAGCAAUGCUGGUUUCCCGGCGUCCACGGCAACAUCGGCGGCCAAAGAGACGGUUUGCAUGCCUCGGCUGACUUUGAAGAGGUCGGUCACAACACAUUUGCGUGGAUGGUGGACAAUCUCUCUAACAUGCUCACGUUUGAGGAUGCCGCGAUCAAGAUUCUGAUCAAGGAGCAUAAGCAGGCGCUCAAUUCCAUCAAUAUUCCCAGCGGCUGGGGCUGUGGACCGAUCGUCGACAAUUUCUCUGGGCUGCAAGGCCUCUUCUUCUGGUUUCUUGGGAAGAAAGACCGCGCACCGGGCAGUUAUCCUCGGGACCCAGGCGACGGCACUAGUGGCGCCACGAAUGAGUAUUUCCACCCUAUCACCCGAAUCCGCAAGGAAAUCCUUGGCUACAACCCAAUGCCAUUGCGGGGAUAUUCCAUCGAGAGACCCCAUGGCAGUGCGGGGUGGAAGUGGGUGAAGAGCGGCGUCCAGUCGAUACCUGAGUACGUGAUGCACCCGGAGAAGAAGAUGAGCGUCGCGUACGAAGAGAAUGGGAGGGUGAAGUAUCGAGUCGAGUCGAGUUUAUCGAGAUUGCUGUGCCCGGAGAACAUCCUGUUGGAUCUGGAUAGAGACAAUGGGAUAUAA
Messenger RNA from Fusarium oxysporum Fo47, 1377 nucleotides. RefSeq names its product T6SS phospholipase effector Tle1-like catalytic domain-containing protein. The record is from RefSeq and is a predicted model, not a curated record. Bases 1 to 1377 code for a protein of 458 amino acids. The transcript has 5 exons. NCBI's taxonomy places the organism in Eukaryota, Fungi, Ascomycota, Sordariomycetes, Hypocreales, Nectriaceae.